AUGUUUGGAGUGAAUUUAAAAUGUAAUCGGAAUCUGCUUGGCGGAAUUAAAAAAAAACCGUUUCACUCCUCCGUGGUCCUUCGCGGCGGCGCCGAACGGCAAGAACGUUUGUGUGGAGGCCCGGAAGAGAGGAGACAGACCGAUCGAUCGUCAAUGGUUCUUGAUAUUCGGAAGUUGGAUAUUUAUCGAAAAGUUCCUAAGGACUUGACUCAACCAACACUAGCCGGUGCCAUCAUAUCUAUCACAUGCGUGCUAUUUAUAUCUUUUAUGGUAUUCAAUGAUAUUCUGGAGUACAUAUACAUAGAUAUCAGAAGUGAACUGUAUGUGGAUGAUCCUGGACGGGAAGGGAAGAUUGACGUUGAAGUAGAUGUCUCUUUUCCAUACAUGAAAUGCGAAUACCUUGGAGUGGAUAUUCAAGACGAAAAUGGUCGGCACGAAGUGGGUUUCGUCGAUAAAACAGAGAAGAUCCCCCUAGAAAACGAUGGAUGCCGAUUUAAAAGUAGAUUUGAAAUCAAUAAGGUACCGGGUAAUUUCCAUUUGUCAACACAUUCAGCGAAAAGGCAACCUGAAAACUAUGAUAUGAGACAUAUAAUUCAUUCAAUACGAUUUGGUGAUGAAAUUCCAAAUGCAGAUUUGAAAGGCAGCUUUAAUCCUUUGAAAGAGAAAGACACACUCUCAGCAGAACCACUUCUCACGCAUGAGUACAUCCUCAAGAUUGUGCCGUCCGUCUAUGAGGAUAUAAAUGGAAAAAUAUGGAAUAGUUAUCAGUACACUUUUGGGCAUAAGGACUACCUCGCUUAUCAUCAUACUGGACAUGUUAUACCAGCGAUAUGGUUCAAAUAUGGAUUGCAGCCUAUCACAGUGAAACACAAAGAGUGGCGACAAUCCUUCUACUAUUUUCUUACUUCAAUCUGCGCUGUUGUUGGUGGCACAUUUACUGUGGCUGGUAUAAUCGACUCCACGUUCUUCACAAUUUCCGAUAUUGUAAAGAAACAUCGUCUCGAACAAAUCCCCCAACAUCAAUCUGGAGAUCAAAUCGAUUCGUGGACUUUGUGCUUUGAUAUCGUGCUAGAGCUAGGCGAACCGACUCCAUGUAAGGGAACUACGUGGAAAUCUCUAGAACAAAUCCCCCAACAUCAAUCUGGAGAUCAAAUCGAUUCGUGGACUUUGUGCUUUGAUAUCGUGCUAGAGCUAGGCGAACCGACUCCAUGCAAGGGAACUACGUGGAAAUCUCUAGAACAAAUCCCCCAACAUCAAUCUGGAGAUCAAAUCGAUUCGUGGACUUUGUGCUUUGAUAUCGUGCUAGAGCUAGGCGAACCGACUCCACGCAAGGGAACUACGUGGAAAUCUCUAGAACAAAUCCCCCAACAUCAAUCUGGAGAUCAAAUCGAUUCGUGGACUUUGUGCUUUGAUAUCGUGCUAGAGCUAGGCGAACCGACUCCAUGUAAGGGAACGACGUGGAAAUCUCUAGAACAAAUCCCCCAACAUCAAUCUGGAGAUCAAAUCGAUUCGUGGACUUUGUGCUUUGAUAUCGUGCUAGAGCUAGGCGAACCGACUCCAUGUAAGGGAACUACGUGGAAAUCUCUAGAACAAAUCCCCCAACAUCAAUCUGGAGAUCAAAUCGAUUCGUGGACUUUGUGCUUUGAUAUCGUGCUAGAGCUAGGCGAACCGACUCCAUGUAAGGGAACGACGUGGAAAUCUCUAGAACAAAUCCCCCAACAUCAAUCUGGAGAUCAAAUCGAUUCGUGGACUUUGUGCUUUGAUAUCGUGCUAGAGCUAGGCGAACCGACUCCAUAUCAAAUCGAUUCGUGGACUUUGUGCUUUGAUAUCGUGCUAGAGCUAGGCGAACCGACUCCAUGUAAGGGAACUACGUGGAAAUCUCUAGAACAAAUCCCCCAACAUCAAUCUGGAGAUCAAAUCGAUUCGUGGACUUUGUGCUUUGAUAUCGUGCUAGAGCUAGGCGAACCGACUCCACGCAAGGGAACUACGUGGAAAUCUCUAGAACAAAUCCCCCAACAUCAAUCUGGAGAUCAAAUCGAUUCGUGGACUUUGUGCUUUGAUAUCGUGCUAGAGCUAGGCGAACCGACUCCAUAUCAAAUCGAUUCGUGGACUUUGUGCUUUGAUAUCGUGCUAGAGCUAGGCGAACCGACUCCAUGUAAGGGAACGACGUGGAAAUCUCUAGAACAAAUCCCCCAACAUCAAUCUGGAGAUCAAAUCGAUUCGUGGACUUUGUGCUUUGAUAUCGUGCUAGAGCUAGGCGAACCGACUCCAUGUAAGGGAACUACGUGGAAAUCUCUAGAACAAAUCCCCCAACAUCAAUCUGGAGAUCAAAUCGAUUCGUGGACUUUGUGCUUUGAUAUCGUGCUAGAGCUAGGCGAACCGACUCCACGCAAGGGAACUACGUGGAAAUCUCUAGAACAAAUCCCCCAACAUCAAUCUGGAGAUCAAAUCGAUUCGUGGACUUUGUGCUUUGAUAUCGUGCUAGAGCUAGGCGAACCGACUCCACGCAAGGGAACUACGUGGAAAUCUCUAGAACAAAUCCCCCAACAUCAAUCUGGAGAUCAAAUCGAUUCGUGGACUUUGUGCUUUGAUAUCGUGCUAGAGCUAGGCGAACCGACUCCAUGUAAGGGAACGACGUGGAAAUCUCUAGAACAAAUCCCCCAACAUCAAUCUGGAGAUCAAAUCGAUUCGUGGACUUUGUGCUUUGAUAUCGUGCUAGAGCUAGGCGAACCGACUCCAUGUAAGGGAACUACGUGGAAAUCUCUAGAACAAAUCCCCCAACAUCAAUCUGGAGAUCAAAUCGAUUCGUGGACUUUGUGCUUUGAUAUCGUGCUAGAGCUAGGCGAACCGACUCCACGCAAGGGAACUACGUGGAAAUCUCUAGAACAAAUCCCCCAACAUCAAUCUGGAGAUCAAAUCGAUUCGUGGACUUUGUGCUUUGAUAUCGUGCUAGAGCUAGGCGAACCGACUCCAUGUAAGGGAACGACGUGGAAAUCUCUAGAACAAAUCCCCCAACAUCAAUCUGGAGAUCAAAUCGAUUCGUGGACUUUGUGCUUUGAUAUCGUGCUAGAGCUAGGCGAACCGACUCCACGCAAGGGAACUACGUGGAAAUCUCUAGAACAAAUCCCCCAACAUCAAUCUGGAGAUCAAAUCGAUUCGUGGACUUUGUGCUUUGAUAUCGUGCUAGAGCUAGGCGAACCGACUCCAUGUAAGGGAACGACGUGGAAAUCUCUAGAACAAAUCCCCCAACAUCAAUCUGGAGAUCAAAUCGAUUCGUGGACUUUGUGCUUUGAUAUCGUGCUAGAGCUAGGCGAACCGACUCCAUGUAAGGGAACUACGUGGAAAUCUCUAGAACAAAUCCCCCAACAUCAAUCUGGAGAUCAAAUCGAUUCGUGGACUUUGUGCUUUGAUAUCGUGCUAGAGCUAGGCGAACCGACUCCACGCAAGGGAACUACGUGGAAAUCUCUAGAACAAAUCCCCCAACAUCAAUCUGGAGAUCAAAUCGAUUCGUGGACUUUGUGCUUUGAUAUCGUGCUAGAGCUAGGCGAACCGACUCCAUGUAAGGGAACGACGUGGAAAUCUCUAGAACAAAUCCCCCAACAUCAAUCUGGAGAUCAAAUCGAUUCGUGGACUUUGUGCUUUGAUAUCGUGCUAGAGCUAGGCGAACCGACUCCAUGCAAGGGAACUACGUGGAAAUCUCUAGAACAAAUCCCCCAACAUCAAUCUGGAGAUCAAAUCGAUUCGUGGACUUUGUGCUUUGAUAUCGUGCUAGAGCUAGGCGAACCGACUCCACGCAAGGGAACUACGUGGAAAUCUCUAGAACAAAUCCCCCAACAUCAAUCUGGAGAUCAAAUCGAUUCGUGGACUUUGUGCUUUGAUAUCGUGCUAGAGCUAGGCGAACCGACUCCAUGUAAGGGAACGACGUGGAAAUCUCUAGAACAAAUCCCCCAACAUCAAUCUGGAGAUCAAAUCGAUUCGUGGACUUUGUGCUUUGAUAUCGUGCUAGAGCUAGGCGAACCGACUCCAUGCAAGGGAACUACGUGGAAAUCUCUAGAACAAAUCCCCCAACAUCAAUCUGGAGAUCAAAUCGAUUUGUGGACUUUGUACUUUGGUACCUUGGCGCCGGGUUGGAGCUAA
Molecule: messenger RNA, 4137 nt
Organism: Necator americanus (New World hookworm)
Lineage: Eukaryota; Metazoa; Nematoda; Chromadorea; Rhabditida; Ancylostomatidae
Exons: 14
Coding region: 1-4137 (1378 amino acids)
Source: RefSeq, a predicted model, not a curated record